AUGACGUCUCCCCUGUGCAGGGCGGCCUCGGCCAACGCCCUGCCCGCUCAGGACCAGGUUUCGACGCCCUCUUCCAAGGCCAAGGGCAGUAAGGCUCGGGCCGAGCGCCGCCACCCCCGAGGCAGGGGCGCGGCACAGGCCUGGCCCCCACUCCAUUCCAAAGCGGGGUCCCUCCACAGGGGUGUGGGGAAGCCGUCUGUGUACUCGCAGGUGACUGAGCUACAAAAGAAGAUACAACUGUUAGAGGGUGACCGGAAGGCUUUUUAUGAGAGCUCCCAGUGGAAAAUCAAGAAGAACCAGGACACCAUCAACCAGCUCCAAGAGGAGACUAAGGCACUGCAAGUACAGCUGACAGACCUGCUGCAGAGAGAAGAAAAAGUGGUCCAGGCAGUGAUCUAUGAAUGGAAGUCAGAGAGGCCAUACCUGAAGAACAAAACAGGCCAGGCCCUGGAGCACCUGGACCACCAGCUGAGUGAGAAGGUGAACCAGCUGAAUGCUCUGCGGCACCAGAUAGUGCUGCGCCAGCGGCGGCUGGACGAGCUCCAGCUGCAGCACAGGCUGCGCCAGCUGGAGAUGGCCGAGGCGCAAGACAGCAACGCGGAGGUGGCCAAGACCAUGCGGAACCUGGAGAACCGCCUGGAGAAGGCCAGGAUGAAGGCUGAGGAGGCAGAAAACAUUACCAGUGUGUACCUGCAGCUCAAGGCCUAUCUGCAGGAGGAGAGCCUUAACUUGGAGAACCGGCUGGACUCCAUGGAAGCCGAGGUGGUGAAGACCAAGCAUGAACUGGAGGAACUGCACGUGGUGAACCAAGAGGCUCUCAAUGCCCGGGACAUUGCCAAGAACCGGCUGCAGUAUCUGGAGGAGAACAUGUUACGGGAGCGUAAGAAGCGUGACCGCUACUUAAAUGACUGCAAGAAGCGCGCGGAGGAGAAGAAACUAGAGAACGAGCGCAUGGAGCGCAAGACCCAGCGUGAGCACCUGCUGCUGCAGUCUGAUGAUACGCUCCAGGACCACCAGCCCUCUAAGGAGGAGGAGCUGCGGAAGCGCUGGGGCAUGUAUCAGAUGGAGGUGAUCUUCGGCAAGGUCAAGGACGCCACCGGCGCGGCUGAGACGCACUCGGUGGUGCGGCGGUUCCUGGCCCAGGGCGACACCUUCGCGCAGUUGGAGACGCUCAAGAGGGAGAACGAGCAGUCGCUGGUGCGGCUGCAGCAGGAGAAGCAGCGGCUGCAGCAGGAACUCGAACACCUCAAGUACUCAGGGGAGGCCACGCUGGUGAGCCAGCAGAAACUGCAAGCCGAGGUGCAGGAGCGCCUCAAGGCCGAGGAGCAGCGGCAAGCGGAGGCACAGGAUCAGCUGGAGCGCACCUUGCGGGCCAUGCAAAUAGCCAAGGAGGGCCUGGAGCACCUGGCGAGCAAGCUGAAACACGUCACCGUGGAGGACAGCCGCUUCGCGGGAAAGGUGUUGGAUCCCAAGGCGGGUGACUACUUGCCGAACUUGCUGGGCCUCGUGGAGGAAAAGCUGCUGAAACUGCAGGAGCAGCUCCAGAACUACAACGUGUCAGAGAUGCUGCGCCACAUUGCCGAUCGCGAGUUCCUCGCCAGCUUAGAGGGAAAGCUGCCCCAGUACAACACCCGCAUCCCUCUGCCCCUUGCCAGUCCCAAGGACAAAUUCUUCGACGAAGAGGAGAGUGAGGAGGAGGACAGCCACGUGGUGACCCGCGCGGCACUCAAGAUCCGUUCCCAGAAAUUAAUGGAAACCCGCAACAAGAGGCGCAGUCGGUCGCGGAGAAACUAG
This is a messenger RNA of Cynocephalus volans (Philippine flying lemur), 1794 nucleotides long. RefSeq names its product outer dynein arm docking complex subunit 3 (gene ODAD3). The record is from RefSeq and is a predicted model, not a curated record. Gene Ontology annotation, cellular component: ciliary basal body; ciliary tip; cilium. The transcript is spliced from 13 exons. Bases 1 to 1794 code for a protein of 597 amino acids. Gene Ontology annotation, biological process: cilium movement; outer dynein arm assembly. NCBI's taxonomy places the organism in Eukaryota, Metazoa, Chordata, Mammalia, Dermoptera, Cynocephalidae.